Molecule: messenger RNA, 947 nt
Organism: Anoplophora glabripennis (Asian longhorned beetle)
Lineage: Eukaryota; Metazoa; Arthropoda; Insecta; Coleoptera; Cerambycidae
Exons: 2
Coding region: 59-853 (264 amino acids)
Source: RefSeq, a predicted model, not a curated record
UCAUGGUCCGCCGCCGCGUCAGUCAACAACAAAUGCCUAACGUCAAGCCAACGCGGAAAUGCAUCUCCUCGUAAUACUCGCGUUCGCGACCGUCCGCGCGAAUCUCUACGAGGAAUGCGCGAAACUGUACAGCCCCAACAAUUACCUUAACUACCUUCCGAAUUUACAUUUGCCCUAUUUGGGGAACGUACCCCUACCGGCGAAUCCCCCAAAGGUGACGCCUUCGCCAGUGGUCACUACUAAGGCGGUCAGUAUAGUUACGAAGUACGUCUACAAGAAUCCGGUGUGCGUGAAGUUCUCCAAACGGCAGAACAGUUGCAAGCAGGACAACGGUGUUAAGCACAAGGGGAACGUCGAGCAGCUUGUUACCAAGGAAUAUUUCGUAAGAGACAGAGAGUUUGGCGGCAAACGCGAGCAGGAUUACAUCAGGAGAAAUGAGGACGAGUUUAGAUUGCAGCGCCAUCAGGAUCUCGAUUACUACGAAGAAGAAGAAGAAGACAGUGACUACAGAGACAUCAACCACUUCGUGCAACCUAGCGAAGAACCCAGACCGUCCACUAAAGGCCUCAGGCAGACGCCUUACCUCUCGAACAAACAGAUCCACGAAUUGUUGAUAGAAGACAGACUUGACCAACUAGAAACCAUCUUACCGCAUUACACUAGAAGAAGAACGUUCGAAACGUCGACCGUCACGGUUACCAAAGUACUGAGUAAUAAACGCUCCAUGGCGACUUUGAUCGUGAAAAAUUGUAUACCCCAAGGAUACGAGCUGUGUUCUCCGAAGAGGAAGAAGAGGAAAUCUAAAGUGGCGCGAUUUUCAAAUAAUCGUAAUGAGAAUCAUUAUUUUGGCUAGCUACUUAGAAUGGUUUUUUGAAUCCGUAAUCGUAAAUUACGUUCCAAAGAUAAUUUGAUAUCAAUCGUCGUUUUAGUGUAUUGAUCCAAGUACU